Triticum aestivum (bread wheat) is the source of this 1814-nucleotide messenger RNA. RefSeq lists its product as uncharacterized. The record is from RefSeq and is a predicted model, not a curated record. Gene Ontology annotation, molecular function: protein binding. The transcript is spliced from 4 exons. NCBI's taxonomy places the organism in Eukaryota, Viridiplantae, Streptophyta, Magnoliopsida, Poales, Poaceae. The coding region runs from base 303 to 1460 and encodes 385 amino acids.
AAGAAUAUCUCAAAACCAAAAAAAAAACAAAACGCAUCGCUCUCUCAGAUCGUGGCCUCUCCCAGCGCCGGCGGCCAGCCACCGCUGCCCCUCCCGCGCCGGCGACGUGCUCCUCCUGCCCUCGGCCAAAUCUCUCCCACCGUCGGCCGCGCUCCUCCUGCCCUCGGCCGAAUCUCUCCAUCCGGUCGUCCCUGGCCCAGCCACCAGCGUCCUUCGCCCUAACCCUAGCUCCUCGACGGUCGAGGCAACAAAAGGCGGCGCUCGGCCCGGCCCCUGGAAGAAACGGAACCCUAAACUGAAGUAUGAGCCGCCGCCGUUGCUCGCCGGCGACGGCACCUCCACUGGAAGACGAGGACCUUCUCCAGGAGAUCCUCCUGCGCCUCCCUCCUCAGCCAUCCUCCCUCCCACGUGCGUCCGCAGUAUGCAAGCGCUGGCGCAGCAUCCUAUCUGACCCCCAAUUCGUCCAACGCUUCCGCAAACACCACGGGAAACCCCCGCUAAUCGGCUUCUUCAACCAAAGUUAUACCGUAGUCUGCGACUUCAAUCCCAUCCUGGAAGCGCCUGACCGUGUCCAUGCCAAUCGUCUCUCGGUGCCAAAGAGACACAGCUCCAUGGGGAAGUGGCGUUUCAUGGGCUGCCGCAACGGCCUUGCCGUCCUGAUCAACGGGGGUCGGCGUGAGGCCGUCAUGUGGGAUCCUCUCACCGGCCAGCAACAUCGCGUGCCUUUUCCACCAGGGCUUCACGACGGUCCAAUGGGUAGUUUCUAUGACUGGCAUGCCGCGGUGCUUUGUGCUAAUGCCGAAGAUGGGCACGUGCACGGAGAUUGCAUCAGGGGGCCGUUUAAAUUGGUCUUGAUCUGCAACAGAUACGAGCAGGCAUCCGUUUCUCUCUAUGACUCCACAUCUCAUGCUUGGGGAGAUAUUUUCUCGAUGGUGAUAGAAAAUAGAAUUCAUUGGACAAGGUGCAGCAUCCUUGUCGGAAAUGUGCUUUGCUGGUCAAUUUGUGGAGGUGAUGCCCUUGUGUUUGAUAUUGAAAUGCAGAGUCUUGCUGUGAUUGGGAAGCCGGCAGACAACGCUAUCAGUGACUGGUCUUUUCAGCACUUACGGAUGGAGGAUGGUGCACUAGGCCUCGCUGUUUUGUCGGGACUGACCGUCCAAUUAUGGGUGAGGAAACUUAACUGUGACGGUGUUGUCGGAUGGGUGUUGCUGCACAAAAACAAUCCUUUGAAGGGGUUGCUUCCAAGCACAAAGCCUUUGGUAUUUAUCGUGGGGUAUGAUGAGGACACAAAUGCGAUUGUUCUGUCUACGGCGAUUGGUAACUUCAUGCUCCAACUUGACUCAGGGCAGAUCAAACAUAUCAUUAAAAGAAAUGACAUGUGUAUCGACAUGGUUUAUCCCUACCAUAAUUUCUACACUGCAGGCAGGGGAGUUGGGUGGAAAUGGGUCGAGCUGGAACUUUGACCACAUGUGAUCCAGUAAUGUGCUAUCUUGGUUGAAUGAGUGAGGUACCUAGAGUUACACAUUGGUUGCUGAAAUGAAGAAAAGUGUCUAGUUGGUUUAGUCUCCUCCAUAUGCUGAGGCAUGUGAUGUGGUUGACGCUGAGAUUGCUCCUAUAUGUAGUAUGUACUUUUAUGUACGGUGGUCUCUGAAGUGGAACUUGUUGGAUUUAAAUGUCUGAACUUUGGUACUAUCUAAUAUAUUAGCAGAUAUAAGUGAACUUGCGUUCCUUAUUAGUGACCUGCAGAGUUUCUUGGGUUAAUGGUCGGCUCUGCUUUGUGAAGCCGUGGGCUUUUGCUGUUUACACAUGGUCUUUGU